Asparagus officinalis (garden asparagus) is the source of this 1464-nucleotide messenger RNA. RefSeq names its product protein Barley B recombinant-like. Gene Ontology annotation, cellular component: nucleus. Gene Ontology annotation, molecular function: sequence-specific DNA binding; DNA-binding transcription factor activity. Gene Ontology annotation, biological process: response to ethylene. The transcript is spliced from 2 exons. The coding region runs from base 337 to 1179 and encodes 280 amino acids. The record is from RefSeq and is a predicted model, not a curated record. NCBI's taxonomy places the organism in Eukaryota, Viridiplantae, Streptophyta, Magnoliopsida, Asparagales, Asparagaceae.
CAAGGUCUGUCUUUGUUUCCCCUUCUGAGCCGCUUUCAAUAAUUAAAUAAUUUCCAUAUUCUUCUCCUAAGAACGAAAUACUUUAAUAGUUUGCAUAAAGUAUUGCAUAUAUUAAGAUCUUAUACAAAUUUAGAAAAAAAAUCUCUAUCCAAGCCUUUUCUCUCUCCUCUCCCUCGCUCCCUCCCCGUUGCAAAGAACCCUAGAGGGACAGCUCUAUCCGAAGAUUAUUGAAAAGAUUAGAAAUGUUUUGUAUGGGUUGAUCGAAAUUGUUGAAAGUAUCAGAUAUUUCAGCCAAUUUCACCAAAGGUCUCUGCAUUUCUUCACAUUUUUGCUAUUAUGGAUGACGACGGAGGAUUGAACAUGCGAAGCUGGGGCAGCUACUUUGAGCAGCCCAUGAAGGGAAGUCUAGGGUUGCAGCUCAUGUCCAAUUUGACAGCAGACCGCGAUACUAAGCCCCUUCUCUCCAAUGGAGGAUUCCUCCACAGAGAUCGUGGAAUUCCAGAACAUUCUGCCCCUAUGGACUUUGUUAGAGAUGGCUGGAUCCAUCACAACAGGGACACCAACAAAAUCCUUCAUGUUCUUCCAAUGAACCAUCAUCAAGGUUUCAGUAUGAUCCCUGAUACUUCUGGAGCGCACACAAUUCACAUGUUGCAGACACCUCAUCCCCCAAAGGAAGAGAAGAUCGCUCAUAUUGAUAACUCCAUUGAUAAUAAUGAUGCUACUCAAAAGAAGAGGUCUCAGGGUCGCACCAUCAAGGCUCCAAAGCAAAAGAAGCCUAAAAAGGUUAAUAAUCAAGGGAGAGAUGAUCUGAGCAAUGGUGCUAUAUCUAAGGGGAAUAAUGGGAAGAAGAGCACUGAUUUGGUGAUUAAUGGGAUUGAUUUGGAUUUGUCGGGAAUCCCUCCUCCAGUGUGUUCGUGCACUGGAAAUCCUCAACAAUGUUAUAGAUGGGGAGUUGGGGGAUGGCAGUCUGCUUGUUGCACUACAAGCAUUUCGACGUAUCCACUUCCAAUGAGCUCAAAGAGGAGGGGAGCACGAAUUGCAGGUCGGAAGAUGAGCCUUGGUGCAUUCAAGAAGGUUCUAGAGAAGCUUGCAGGAGAGGGGCAUAAUCUUUCAAAUCCGAUUGACUUAAAAACUUUCUGGGCAAAACAUGGGACCAACAAAUUUGUGACAAUCAGGUAAAUGAUGUUACUUGCCUUCUUGAUUCUGUUAGGCUGUGACCUUUGCAUAGGAGUCUGUUCUUCCUGUGUAUAUAAACGUGGGUCCUGGUGCUGAGGAAUUGCGGAGUAGUUGUAGUAGUUUAAUUUUCAUUCUAUCAUAUUUAAAUGCCUUUUCGAGUUCAGACUUGACGAGUAAUAUGGACGGUGAUGUUCUCUUGUUUAUUGUUUACAAACUUAAGUGUAAUGGGAGAACUUUGCUGACUAAUUUAGAUGGCUUGUCAUUAAUCAGCAUUUUCUUGUUUGGUUC